Messenger RNA from Guyanagaster necrorhizus, 1025 nucleotides. RefSeq names its product ras-domain-containing protein. NCBI's taxonomy places the organism in Eukaryota, Fungi, Basidiomycota, Agaricomycetes, Agaricales, Physalacriaceae. The record is from RefSeq and is a predicted model, not a curated record. The transcript has 8 exons. Gene Ontology annotation, molecular function: GTPase activity; GTP binding. The coding region runs from base 1 to 639 and encodes 212 amino acids.
AUGGCCGAAGGCAGCAACUACGACUAUCUCUUCAAGGUUGUCCUCAUUGGUGACUCUGGCGUCGGGAAAUCAAACUUGCUUUCGCGGUUCACACGUAACGAAUUUAACUUGGAGUCCAAGUCAACAAUUGGCGUCGAGUUUGCAACACGUUCAAUAAAUGUCGAUGGGAAGACCGUUAAGGCUCAGAUUUGGGAUACAGCCGGACAGGAGCGUUACCGAGCAAUCACAUCUGCUUACUAUCGGGGAGCUGUCGGUGCCCUGUUAGUCUACGACAUCGCUAAACAUGCAACCUAUGUCAACGUCACCCGAUGGCUGAAGGAACUGCGGGAUCACGCCGAUUCAAACAUUGUUAUCAUGCUGGUGGGAAACAAGAGUGACUUGAAGCACUUGAGAGCAGUGCCAACGGAUGAGGCAAAGGCGUUCUCAGUGGAGAAUGGACUGUCAUUCAUAGAAACAUCAGCGCUGGACGCUUCGAAUGUCGAAUCCGCUUUCCAAACUAUCUUGACUGACAUCUAUCGUAUCGUAUCAAGCAAAACUCUUGAGGCCUCUUCCACCCCAGCUGAUCAACCCACGGCGGGCAUCAGAGUCGAUCCAAGUCUCCCUUCAGAAGCCGCCACUGGGUCCAACAAGUGCUGUUAGUCGAUUUAUAUCCAUUGCCCGGGACUUAAACCAGGCGGACGCUUUGAUAGAGCGAGAAGUGGUCUUCCCGUGUGCCUCCCCUUUCCUUCCGUGUCAAUAUUAUAGUUUUAUCUCUUUGUCUAUUCAUCUUUCGGAUUUUUGUUUCUUUUCCCAUGAGAGGCCUCUCCCUUUGAAGCACCAACGUCGGAUACCAUUUCGUCCGCAAUGGUGGUACUACUGAGAUGGCGGAAGUCGCCUACUCUCACAAGGAGCUCACACGAAAGGUGAACAGGUGUAUGGAUCACUCUAAGGUUUACACAAUUAAGACGGGCACCUGCAGAAGGAAUAACCCCAGGAAUUGCUUACUGCUCUCAUCCCCGAAUUAUUGACAUCGACAACGUACCAGC